This is a messenger RNA of Impatiens glandulifera, 2370 nucleotides long. Its product is annotated as long-chain-alcohol oxidase FAO2-like. NCBI's taxonomy places the organism in Eukaryota, Viridiplantae, Streptophyta, Magnoliopsida, Ericales, Balsaminaceae. The transcript is spliced from 3 exons. Gene Ontology annotation, molecular function: flavin adenine dinucleotide binding; long-chain-alcohol oxidase activity. Bases 1 to 2253 code for a protein of 750 amino acids. The record is from RefSeq and is a predicted model, not a curated record.
AUGGAAGAGAUGAGAGAGAGUCAUCCAUUAUUGAGAGGAGGGACCGAUGAAGAAGAAAAAGACAACAGUUUCAGCCAUGGUUUCUCAAAAUCUCAGAUCGAAGUUUUAUCUUCCAUCUGUGAGGCUUUUCUUCCUUCUUUGCCGGCGCCGUCGCCGUCGUCGGAGCAGCAGCAGCAGCAAGCCCUUGUCUCUUUCUACCAUUCUUCAGCAUCUCUUCCUCCUUUUCCCGAUAAGGUGGCAGAGAUUCUGGUGAAAAGGACAUUACCAGAAGGAUUGAUAUUGGUGAAAUUAGUGUUGUUGAUUUUGUCGACCAGAUUAGGAACGUUAUUUCUUUGUGGGUGGAAUUGCUUGGAUAAAGAUUGGCCUUUUAUUAAUAGAUUUUCUCGAAUUCAGUUGGAGAAAAGAGAGAAAAUUUUGCAGAGAUGGUCAACGGCUACUGGGUUUUUUCCGAUAAGGUUAACCUUUAGUAUUCUCAAGAUCUUGUCUCUCUUGGUGUUCUUCACUUGGAUAGAUAAGAACAUGAGAAAUCCUUCAUGGGAAGCAAUUGGAUAUAAGAUGAGCCCCAAACGCAACCCAAAGUCACCACCAAAAGAGGAAAUUUCUCUUGAAAAGGGAAUUGUAGAAACCAUUAAGGAAGACGACACAACCCUACUUCACUCUCUCACAAAAAAAGGCUUAAAUGUCACAAAAGACCCACAAGAAAACACCUACACAGUCAACUGCGAUGUUUUAGUCAUUGGCUCCGGCUGCGGCGGCGGUGUUGCAGCCGCCGUUUUAGCCAAUUCCGGCAAGAAAGUUGUCGUCUUGGAAAAAGGAAACUACUUUACCCCUGAAGACUAUUCCUCAAUAGAAGGUCCAUCAAUGUCAGAAUUGUUUGAAUCUGGUGGAGUUCUAUCAACAAUGGAUGCCCAAGUUAUGAUCAUGGCAGGAUCCACCGUCGGAGGAGGAUCCGCCGUAAAUUGGUCUGCUUCUAUCCGUACACCGGAUUACGUUCUCCGUGAUUGGGCUGUUAAUCAGAAGAUAAGCAUGUACGGAAGUUCGAGUUACCAAUCUGCAAUGGAUAUUGUCUGCAAGAGGAUUGGAGUUACAGAAGAUUGCAUCAAGGAAGGAUUUCAGAAUCAAAUUCUACGAAAAGGGUGCGAGAAUCUUGGAAUGGAUGUGGAAUUCGUGCCGAGAAAUUCCUCAAAUGAUCAUUAUUGCGGGUCGUGUUCUUUUGGGUGUAAAACAGGGGAUAAGAAAGGUACCCAAUUGACUUGGCUAGUUGAUGCAGUUAAAAACAGUGCUGUUAUCAUAACAGGAUGCAAAGCAGAGAACUUGAUAAUGGAGAAUGACAGUUCAAGUUCCCGAAAGAGAUGUUUGGGAGUGACAACCUCAAUCUUAAACAAGAACAUAACAAAAAAACUUCAAAUUCAUGCGACAGUCACAAUUUCAUCAGGUGGGUCUCUUUUAACUCCUCCCCUUUUAAUCCGUAGCGGUCUGAAGAACAAACACAUAGGUACAAAUCUCCAUCUCCACCCUGUAGCAGUUGGAUGGGGAUACUUCCCUGAAUCCAAAACAGAGUUUUCCGGCAGCAGCUACGAAGGAGGGAUCAUAACCUCAAUGCACAGGGUAAUAAACCCAGUUGAUUCAAGUGUCCGUGCCAUUAUCCAAACACCUGGUAUCGGACCUGGUUCAUUCGCAGCCUUCUCUCCAUGGACAUCAGGUUCGGCCAUCAAAGACAGAUUAACAAGAUUCUCAAGAACAGCCAAUAUCUUCGCUCUAGUUCGAGACCAAGGAUCCGGUGAAGUAAAGAUAGAGAAGAAGAUAAAAUACAAGUUCCAUGAAACCGAUAAGGAGAAUUUGAAGGUGGGUUUGAGGGAAGCGCUGCGGAUAUUGAUUGCAGCCGGGGCAGAGGAGGUGGGGACUCUUAGGAAUGAUGGGCAAAGGAUUAAUUGUAAAGGUAUAAAGGAGGAAGAGAUAGAGGAGUUUUUGGAUAAUGUAAAGUUUGAUGGUGGACCGAGAUCGAAUGGAGAGAAAUGGUGUAUUUAUGGUUCUGCACAUCAAAUGGGAAGUUGUAGAAUGGGAGUUAGUGAAGAAGAUGGUGCGGUUGAUGAGAAUGGUGAAAGUUGGGAAGCUAAGGGCUUGUUUGUUUGUGAUGGAAGUGUUUUACCUAGUGCUAUUGGGAUGAAUCCAAUGGUGACUAUUGAAUCUACUGCUUAUUGCAUCUCAACCAGAAUUGCAGAGUCCAUGAAGAAGAAGAAGAUAGAGAUUUAGUUUACUUAAUUAGUUCAUCAUUAGCAUUAUUAUUAGUAUUCUAUUAUUUAUAAUUCUCUCCCACUGCAUUUCAUUCCCUUAUAUUAUGUAUUUAAUGAAUAAGAUGGCAAUUUACUU